UCUCACCGGAAACGUAACCAUGGAGAGAAGGCUAACACAAACUCACCAUUUAGUUAGCGACAAGCUUCUCGCGACGCAUGAUAUUUUGUUCAGGUGUUGACUGCCAGGAAACGUCGUCUUUGCAUUUGAGUUAUUAAUUUAAAGGACAUUUCCCAGACACAUUAUUUCAAAAUUAUCGUUUAUUUACGUGAUUAUCGCUAGUCAGUUAGUUUAUCUGUUGUUUGCGCAUCCUGUGUCGGUUGGUCGAUUUUUUCUAUCGGUAUCUACUGCCAAUUUAACUAUAGAUAAAUCAGUUAUAAUAAUGUUACGACUGCGCGUUUGGCGAUCUGUCCAUUCGUACAUGUGUUUUGUGUGGUAGAUUAGACUCAACUUGGUCACCAUCAUUUCCUUAACACAGGGUCAUGAUUCUCUCUCGUGUGAAACCAGCUGUGGGAGGAGAAACUGCAGGGAGCAUCAAUGAGAAAAAGAAAAAAAACAAAACAAAGAGCCCUUGUUUGGAGGACUACCUACAACAGAGGGACUAUCUUGGGGCCCUGACCUUGUUGGAUUUUCAGAAAAGUAUUGGAAAGCCAGAGGAGCAUGCUGACCUAUGGAUCGGCUACUGUGCUUUUCAUUUAGGUGAUCACAAAAGAGCUAUGGAGGAGUACAAGGCACUGACGAACAAUCCUGACUGUCCUCCUGAUGUUUGGGUCUAUUUAGCCUGCACCCUGUUUCUUCUGGGGCUCUAUAAAGAGGCUGAAGAAGCUGCAUCUAAGGCUCCAGUAUCACCACUCCAGAAUCGCCUUCUUUUUCACUUGGCUCACAAGUUUAAUGAUGAGACAAAGCUGAUGGGUUUCCACCAGAACCUGGAGGAUGUGACCGAGGACCAGAUGAGCCUGGCAUCCAUUCACUACAUGCGUUCUCACUACCAAGAGGCCAUAGAUAUUUAUAAACGCCUCCUGCUGCAGAACAGAGAUUUCCUGGCCCUGAAGGUUUAUGUGGCUCUGUGUUACUACAAGCUGGACUACUAUGAUGUGUCUCAGGAGGUUCUGGCUGUGUACCUGCAGAGCAUCCCUGACUCCACCAUUGCCCUUAACCUUAAGGCCUGUAACCACUUCAGGGUCUACAACGGCAAAGCAGCAGAGGCUGAACUGAAGAACCUAAUCGACAUAUCUUCCUGCUCCUUUGAGUUUGCUAAGGAGCUUAUCCGGCACAACCUGGUGGUGUUCCGUGGUGGGGAGGGGGCUCUGCAGGUGCUGCCUCCUCUGAUCGAUGUGAUUCCCGAGGCAAGACUCAACCUUGUCAUCUACUACCUCAGACAAGAUGAUGUCCAAGAGGCUUACAAUCUCAUCCAAGAUUUGGUGCCAACUACACCUCAGGAGUAUAUCCUGAAAGGAGUGGUAAAUGCUUCACUAGGACAAGAAAUUGGAUCAAGAGAGCACUUGAAGAUCGCACAGCAAUUCUUCCAGUUGGUUGGAGGCUCGGCCAGCGAAUGUGACACUAUUCCUGGCAGACAGUGCAUGGCCUCCUGCUUCUUCCUCCUGAGGCAGUUUGAAGAUGUGCUUAUAUAUCUCAACUCAGUCAAGGGUUACUUCUACAAUGACGACACCUUCAACUUCAACUACGCUCAGGCUAAAGCAGCACUUGGCAACUACAAAGAAGCUGAGGAGCUUUUCCUGCUUAUUCAGAGUGAGAAGAUGAAGAACGACUACAUUUACCUCAGCUGGCUGGCCAGAUGCUACAUUAUGAACCAGAAGGGUCAACUCGCCUGGGAGCUCUACCUGAAGAUGGGAACUUCCUCAGACUCCUUCAGUCUGCUGCAGCUCAUUGCCAACGACUGCUACAAGAUGGGCCAGUUUUUUUAUGCAGCCAAAGCUUUUGAUGCACUUGAAAAGCUGGACCCUGAAUCUAAUUACUGGGACGGCAAGAGAGGGGCCUGUGUGGGUGUUUUCCAGCUCAUCCUGGCAAACAAGGAACCUAAGGAUACAUUGAAGAAGGUGGUGCCACUGCUGCGAAAUUCAGGAAACCCCCAAGUUGAAUACAUCAUCCGAACUAUGAGGAAAUGGGCCAAAGACAACAGAGUCCUUCUGUCAUGACAAACGCAUUCACCAUUCACCUCAUUACAGGCCUACAUCAGGAGUCACGAAUCAGCAUUACCAUGUGUUUAGUCAAACCCUAAGACAGCAAAACAGUCAUAUUUAACAUACUAUAAAGUGGUUUAAGAUGGUUAAACAAAAAUGAGAAUAUUUUUGAUAUUAAAAUGUGGAACUCUUACCUCUUAUAUUAAAAUACACGUUUUACACAUACCAUUAAUUAAGUGCAAUUUUCAAUAAACUUGUAUAUUUGUAUUCAAUGUGCAGCAAACUGGAUAAGUAGUCUUUUUUUAGUUUAUAAAAGAAGAAAUUUAAUGCAACAACAGGUCAUAGUUUAUGCAGAACCAAAGAGAAAACACACUUCCAGUUUACAUGACAAAUGUACCUUAAGUGAGCAGUUGGGUGGAGUGUGAUUUUACAUUUAAAGUGAGCAAAUUUAAAGCAAACUGUCAGGAUAUUCUAGGUUGAAGCAGGUAAAAGUAAAACUUUUCAUGGCUUUUUACAACACGUAAAGUUCAAUUUUAUUAAAUACUGGGACAUGAGCAGUGUUAAGGAUUGGCUGAUUAUGUCUAGUUUUCAUCAUUGGAAAUUUAAAAUAUUUUUUGAGAGCUGUUGCUUGGAAUCUUAUUCAAACUCUGAUUGUGGUAUAGUUUUUUUAUGUGUCGUGUUACUGCAGAAACUUGAUGAGUUCACGGCAUGGUUCUUGAACCGUUGCUAGUUCCUACAUGAGUUCAAGAAUUUUGACGUUAUUUCUUAAACACUAGCUCCUGUAGUCUUUUAUUCAGCUAAAACUCUUUCAAAACAUUUAACUACUAUUUAUUCUUUAUAUGAUUGAAUAUUGUCAUACAUUGUACAUUGUAUAAAAUAAAUAACUUGAACUGA
This is a messenger RNA of Cynoglossus semilaevis (tongue sole), 2954 nucleotides long. RefSeq names its product intraflagellar transport 56 (gene ift56). Lineage: Eukaryota; Metazoa; Chordata; Actinopteri; Pleuronectiformes; Cynoglossidae. Gene Ontology annotation, cellular component: intraciliary transport particle B; ciliary basal body; ciliary base. The record is from RefSeq and is a predicted model, not a curated record. Bases 402 to 2075 code for a protein of 557 amino acids. Gene Ontology annotation, molecular function: intraciliary transport particle B binding; protein binding. Gene Ontology annotation, biological process: intraciliary transport involved in cilium assembly; intraciliary anterograde transport. The transcript has 18 exons.